AUGAAACACAUUGAGCAACUCGUCUCCAUUUUCCUCAACGUUCAUGAGGUCGUGGCAUUCGUUUGGGGGCCCAUUAAGCUCGCUCUCAUAGCUGCCACAGUUUGGGCCGACUCCAUCAAGCAACUCCUAGAUGCUUACGAGGAGAUUGGAGAGGCGCUGAGCAACCUCGCCUUCUUCCACACACUUAUCAAAAGCAACGGCGCAGAACACCUCAGGCGAGCCUUGGAGGACUACUUUUCCGACAUUCUUCGUUUCCAUCAAUGCGUUCUGGGCGUGUUUUCUCGACCUAAUUGGAAAACGUUCUUCAAGGCGGCAUGGGGAAGCUUCCGGCGUCAGGUCGAGCCGAUCAUCCGGGCGCUAAAGCUUCGACAGGAGAGGUUAUCUCACGAGAGGCUGCAGGCACAUGCCAUCCAUCAAGGAGUUCAGAACUUUCGGGGGCAUGCUGAUAACCGGUUUGAUAAACUUGAAGCGGAUCUCGACAAUAUCCGCAAUACGUUAGCCUCUGAAUGCCUGAAGCACCAAACAUCAGUUGAAGAUCAAGAUAUGAAGGAGUUUUUGGAGGACAAGCUCAAUAUCUCGAGAUUCGGGUCUCGCAGUCGACUCGAUUCCCCGGAACUAAGCUCUCCAUCUGCCGGUGAUUGGAUCUUUCAGCAUCCUCACUUUCAGGCGUGGGAAAGUGCAACAUCCUCUCAAGGGAAUGUUUUGUUCUUGAACGGCUCACCUGGCGCUGGUAAAACAGCUUUGGCGAUGAAAGUCAUUCGCUACCUCACGGGCAAGGACCCGAGUAUCCAUGGCAAUACAGUACACUUUCUCUUCAGACACGAUGAUGACGACAGAAAAUCCGCCAAGCCGAUGCUUCGAGCGAUCCUGGCUCAGUUGAUCCAACAAGACGAAACCAUUAUGCGAUACUUGUAUGAGAAGUCCGCUCCCAUGAGCAGCAAUCUCGAGCUGUCUAGUCUCGCAACUCUUCAAGACUUGACCCGCGAGUGCUUGACCAGCCAACGCAGCGUCUCUGUGGUACUUGAUGGUCUUGAUGAGUGUUCCGAGAACGAACCCAGUGCAAUCGUUACCUGGUUUCUGGACAAGGUUCUUCCCUCCGCAGCUUCACGGGGUUGUCAUCUCAAAUUACUGUUCUGCGGGCAGAGAGACGGGCGACUUGACCAACUGUUGUCAGCACAGCCCCAAAUCAGGCUUGACACGGUUGAUUCUCACCAAAGGGACAUUGAGGAGUACUCGAAAUCUCGAGCCGCCGAGAUAUGCGCGAGGUUCUCUCAGACACCAGAACAAGAAGAAGAGCUUGCCACCAAAGUAGCAAAGACAUCACAAGGCAUGUUCUUGUAUACCAAGGUCGUCAUGUCCAAUUUCUUAUCCAUGGACUCAAUCGAUGAAUUUGAAGAUGAGAUGCAAAGCGAUAGUUUUCCCGAAGACCUAUACAAAGCUUACGAGCGAAUCAUCCAAAGAGUGUUAGAAAAGUCCAAGCCAUCACGACAAAAGACGGUCAAGAAGAUCUUGGAAAAGGGCACCUGCAACCCCAAGCGCCGCCGCCUCGACAACUGCAAAGAUAUCUGCAGCUCGCUUGUUGACGUGACGAUCUGCGAUAUGUUUGGGGGUCUUCAGUCCGAGCAGAUCAUACAGAUGGUCCACGAGACAGCUGGCAGAUACCUUGUUCAGAGAGGCACCAUUGAUCUUCUCCAGGAGCAUGCCGACUUGGCUAUCUUCUGUUGUCGUUACCUUUCUUCUCGGCCCUUUCUCCAAGACCCAGAAACAGACAGUUCCCAAAACGCUCUUCAAUCUGGUUAUUUCGGGUUCCUUGACUACGUCACCGUUAACUAUUGCUAUCAUGUUGAGGAAGCACAGAAGCAUGUAUCUGGUCUCCCAGCGGACGUUGUCUCGUCUGCGGUGGGGUUGCUCACAGCCUAUUCCGACAACCCUUCAAAUCAAUCGAUUCUCGAGAUGGAGGCUUGCGCUCAAACAGUAACAAAUACGCUCCGCACACAGAAUAUCGACGCGCGAAUACAAUCUCGCGUGAUCACCAUUCGGGCGGCAGGGGAGUCACAACACCGCGACCUUUCCAAAGAGAGUGCAUACAUGGCUCUCUCCGGUCCCCUCAGAUUCAAAUGCCCCAGAGUCUUCUGUUCCAAGUUCUCUACCGGAUUCCGAAGCCAAGAUGCUUGCGACGAGCACCUUGACAGGCAUGAACGACCGUAUAGGUGCACCCACACUGACUGUUUUCUCCAUGACGUUGGGUGUGAGUCCCACGAGCGUCUUGAAGCACAUCGCAAGGCUUUUCAUCAGAAUUCUUCCAACUUAGCGGUCUCAUUCCCCUCCACCAAAAGCACGAAGUCGAAAACCAUUUGCGAAGCUUGCCGAAAAGGCAACCUUGAGGAAGUCAGGCAAUUCCAUCUUUCGGGAUAUCCCCUCCACAUAAGGUGGAGCUCUGGCACGCUGCUACAUCUCGCCACAAAAGCUGGGCAUGUCCAUAUCUGCAAGUAUAUCAUUGACCAAGGGAUCAAUCCUUUUAAGGAGGACUACUAUUACCUGAGAAGAAGCUGGCCAUCGAUGUUCGAGGCUCUCCGCAGAGCGAAUGCACCAAUUCUAGAACUCUUUUUACAUUCAGAACAUGAUGCCCCCAUCGCCCUUUUUCCAUGCUUUAUUGCCGUAGCCAUCCUGGCUGGUCAUUUGGGGGCCUUGGAGCUCCUUCUGGGUUAUCAACGAAUUAAUAGCGACGGCCUCGGACUACACGUGUGGUUUCGGCGAGCAUUUCCAAAUCUAUAUCGCGACAAGAUCUCGGCCCCUGGUGCAAUUUCUCUCAUCAAGAAUCCUGGUUCUGCAGAAUACCGCGCUUGCAAGAAAAUUUUGCACCAUCAUGAUCUACUGCACAAAGCACUUCAAUCAAAGUGUCAUCCUCUUUCCAUGUUUCUACUAGACCUUGCGGAUGAAGACGACUUGCAGCGUACAGCUUACGAAGGGGACCGGCCAAUACAUAUUCUUGCGAGAAGGGGGUGUGCGGACAGGGAUUGCAAGAAUUGUGCAAUCAUCGCCCGACGACUUAUUGAACUUGAUGGCGCUGUGUCUGUAAACACUCCAGACAGGGAUGACUACCUGCCAAUUCACCUAGCUCUAACAUCAACCGUGGUCCCAAGAAGUGUGAUCCCGGUUCUUUUUCUACAUACCGACAACCUCAACCACCGAGACCCUGGAAGUAGGAGACCGACGGAACGUGUGUCUAGAGCCGGUGGUACAAUCAGCGUUAUAGUCGAGGCCUGCCGCUUGGAUCCAUCCAUCAGAAACCACCAAGGCCGGACAAUUUUCUCAUUAGCAGCCGAAACAUACUGGAUAGAGGCGAAGACGCUGGAGAGCUUACUCGAAGUAGAGCCGACACUAGCAUGGAUGGCAGACAAUACAGAAGACCGCCAAACGCCGCUCCAUCACGCGAUGAAGGCGGCAAGGAACAACGAAAGCCAAGCCGAGAAGGUAAAAUUGUUGCUCUCACUUCACGAGGUUGAACUUGAAAACAUCUUCCGUGCUUUCUUGGCUAGCCGGAUGGUUGGCAACGAUGAAGCAUGCCGGGAGGUGCGGAAGUUUGCAUAUCGCUGGGAUCUUGAAUGGCCUGUAUCAAUCAUGGAUAGACUUGGAUUUGGGCUCUAG
Molecule: messenger RNA, 3648 nt
Organism: Fusarium vanettenii 77-13-4
Lineage: Eukaryota; Fungi; Ascomycota; Sordariomycetes; Hypocreales; Nectriaceae
Exons: 10
Coding region: 1-3648 (1215 amino acids)
Molecular function (GO): protein binding
Source: RefSeq, a predicted model, not a curated record